Molecule: messenger RNA, 515 nt
Organism: Sorghum bicolor (sorghum)
Lineage: Eukaryota; Viridiplantae; Streptophyta; Magnoliopsida; Poales; Poaceae
Exons: 2
Coding region: 39-362 (107 amino acids)
Source: RefSeq, a predicted model, not a curated record
UACGCAGGCGGCGCUAGCUCCACUAGCUCACUCACGUCAUGACCAUGCCGAUGAAGAAACAUUUGGUCGCUGCCAUGAUCACCUUGGCCUUGCUCAUGGUGUCGUCAUAUCGCGCAACAGCACGUUACUGCGAAACAUCGGGGGGGAUUAAGUGCUACAACGACGAGAUGUGCUACAACCUCUGCUCGGAUUCACCUGGUUGUCGCUUCACCAGCGGCUACUGCCGCUCCAGAGACUCAACCUGCGUAUGCCUCAGAGAGAAAACCGCCGUGUGGGGAGAAAAAGCCAACGACGGAGAAGGAGAAGCAGCCGCCGGCCAUGGCGGCGGCAGCGGCGGCGGCGGCGCGAUGCUUAUUAGCUAGUAAUUGAUUACUAAGUGCCGAUCGACGGGUAGUAGCAGGAAGCACAAUGUUUUGAUGGAUCGAUGCCUCUGCUCGAUCAUGUGUUGCCAACUGCCAACUGCAUGCGUUGCAAAAUUUGAAGCGAAUAAUAAUAAGUUGAUGAUCCAUGUGAAA